AUGACUGAUACAGAUGAAUCCCAGGCUUCUGUCUCCGAUUACCCUGAAGCCCAAGAGCUAAUACGGCACAAAGAACCACGUAAGGCACGUGCAUGUGGAACAAAUACACGAAUGGAGGGUUCACAUUCAAGGCAAAAGAAUGCUGCUUCUGAGGAGUCUUCAGAUGAGCUCGAUACUGUACAUAAAUCAUCAGCUGCUUCAGCUGAGGUUUUGCUGGACAGCAGUGAUUCAGAAAUUGAUCUCUCUGCUGCUAGUGGCAGUGAGUACCAUCCAGAGUGCUCCAUUGCACCUGCAAAGCAAAAAGGGCGAUCUCGGUCUUCACGGCAACAAGCUGAACUUGUUGCAGGAGUGCCUGAGAAUGAAAGCUCCUCAGAUUCUUCUCUGUCCCCUCAAAGUCCGAAAUCAUCGGAAACUUCCGAGAAGCAGAAGUCAAAACUCAAUUUGAAAGCCAUUUUUGCCUACCACUUCAGGGGAAAGAAGUUUAAGGCUGCUGCACAUCGAAAGUACAGGGUUGGCUCAGGGACGAAGAAGAAAAGGAAGUAUGAGAGCACACAGAUGCCUAGGGGGAGGCCACCCCUGACAGCCUCACCUCAAGAGCAAAAGAGAAGGCUUCUAGACAGAGGUCUUCGAUUCCCUUUUUUUGAAAAACAUUAUGGAAAGAAAGAUAUUCCCUUAAAGAUGGUUCUUGGCUAUGAGCAAGCAGCUGCAAAGGGAUAUUUCCGGUACAUUGAAGUGCUUAAAUAUGAAGAACAUCUUAAAAAAGCUUUGAAAGCCCUUCGGGCUAGUGAAGACUUGGAAAGAGAAUGUCUGGCAGUACGGAAACACAAAUAUUUAGAUGAUGAAGGCCCCAUUUCCCCUAUUCAGGAGAUGAAUGGUGAUGAUGACAGCUUGAAUUCUGAUGAUCAAGAAAACUUUGAUGCCAGAGUAGUGGAGAACAGCUCUUUCAUUAUAAGCAGCAAAAUUCCAAAUAAGAAAAAAUCAAAGCCAGAAACAAAAUGUGCAAAAUCAAGUGAAGUGAUCGAAAUAGAGGACGAAGAAGACUAA
Messenger RNA from Mesitornis unicolor (brown roatelo), 1044 nucleotides. It is a transcript of the gene TAF1D, whose product is annotated as TATA box binding protein (TBP)-associated factor, RNA polymerase I, D, 41kDa. The transcript has 5 exons. The coding region runs from base 1 to 1044 and encodes 347 amino acids. Gene Ontology annotation, cellular component: nucleus; RNA polymerase transcription factor SL1 complex; nucleoplasm. The record is from RefSeq and is a predicted model, not a curated record. NCBI's taxonomy places the organism in Eukaryota, Metazoa, Chordata, Aves, Mesitornithiformes, Mesitornithidae. Gene Ontology annotation, biological process: regulation of DNA-templated transcription.